GUUUGUCUAAGUCUGAGUCUAUGGUAUUCGUUGUAGGUUAUUGUGUUUGUUUAAUGUUGGUGAACCGUGACCAGCAUCAAUGCUCCCGCAAUCCAUAUACAAAGGUGACCUUUGGAUGUUGCCGGGCCGUUCGUAUUUACGUCCAAAUAUAGCUAUGUCUAUAAUUAUACAUUGCAGUAGAGUUGGGUAUGUAUUACUAGUUCAGUGUGUGUGUCGUUAUACCCUGCUAGUUUUGGGAAGAUGCUCAUCAACCUCGGCCAUACAGCUGGAGUAUUCACAACACGGAUGAAUGAGGAGGGUAUGUACUCCUGGGUGGUGCUGGGUGCUUCCUUCACCACGCUGCUGAUUGGACCAAGUAUCACCUACGCCACUGGCGUGUUCCUCGUCGCCAUGUUGAAGGAGUUUGAAGAGGACUUGGUUCUUACAACCUGGGUAGGAUCGACUUUCGGCUGCAUGUUCGCCCUAGCAGGUCCAGUUGCCAGCGUGAUAAUCAACAUGUUCGACUGUAGAACGUGUGUGGUGAUGUCUGGUGUCUUGAUGAUGACUGGGUUUGCGACAAGUUUUCUGGUGACAGACAUAAGAUUCUUGUUUCUGACAUUUUCCUUAGUAGCAGGUUUGGGCAUGUCACUAGCAGGAACUGGAGCAAUAGUUGUUCUAGGAUACUACUUUCAUGAAAAUGCAGCCAUCGCUUCAAGUAUCUGCUUCACCGGAGCGGGAAUUGGAAUAUUUGUUCACCCAGCGCUUGUCCAGUUCCUUCUUGAGACCUACGGAUUUCAUGGAGCCUAUCUUAUAAUGGGAGGAAUAACGUUCCAUGCCUGUGCAGCCGGGAUGCUAAUGCGGCCACCUGUUGCUGAGAGGACAAGAAAACAACAUGUCUUGGGUGGUCAAACUCUGAGGAACAAGAUUUUGCUUUCAAUGUGUGGAACCUCGACGAUGAUUUUCAGUGUUAUUCAAAACGUAUCAUUCCUACUUUUUGUAGGCGGCAUUUUGUGUUUUGCGCUUGCUGUCUCGACACAAUAUCAGUUUCUCCCUGAAUUCUUUAUAACACAAGGGUCUACAUUAGAAGAAGCAUCGUUUGUUGUAUCAGCGUCCGGUGUAGGAAGUAUCUUCUCGCGAUUUCUCGUUGGAUUUGCCGCAAGUGACGAGAGGAUCGGUGGUGCCACAAUAUUUUCCUCCAUCAACGGGAUCAUGGCUGUUUUCGCAUUCCUUUUACCACUGUUCAAAUCAUCAACUUAUCCAAGAAUAGCAUAUGGAAUAAUCCUUGGGUUAUAUACGGGGGGUACGUGGGUUCUUAUGGCUACUUUGACUCUGGACAUUCUUGAUCUUCAAAACUUUGCGACAGGCGUGGGUAUCGGAAGGUUCUUGUGUGGCGCUGGCUUCUUGGUUGGCCCUCCCAUCGCAGGGACAAUGAUGGAACAAAGCGGCGAUAACAACAGUGCAUUUUUGUUUUCGGGUGCAAUGUUCUUCGGCAACUGUGUUUGGGUUUCUGUCAACUCUGAAGAGGAGAGCCCUGAACCCUCUGACACACUUCAGGACACAAGAGCUUGCCGAUAUUGCUGA
Molecule: messenger RNA, 1560 nt
Organism: Haliotis rubra (blacklip abalone)
Lineage: Eukaryota; Metazoa; Mollusca; Gastropoda; Lepetellida; Haliotidae
Product: monocarboxylate transporter 12-like
Exons: 6
Coding region: 241-1560 (439 amino acids)
Biological process (GO): transmembrane transport; monocarboxylic acid transport
Molecular function (GO): monocarboxylic acid transmembrane transporter activity
Source: RefSeq, a predicted model, not a curated record